Messenger RNA from Coregonus sp. 'balchen', 4941 nucleotides. The record is from the annotation of a GenBank genome assembly. Lineage: Eukaryota; Metazoa; Chordata; Actinopteri; Salmoniformes; Salmonidae.
GAGGGCCUUGCGGUCGUGGACGGAACAAUUCCCGUACCAGGCCUUGAUGCAACCGGUCAGGACUUGAUUGACUGUCUGUCAUACAAUUUUUGCAGCACCUGACACAUUAUUGAUAAACUGGAGACCGUGCGAAUAUGCACCAUGACACUGAGGAGGACAAUAGCAGCGGAGCAUCCAACACGCGCUUCGGGCAGGUAGGUUUGGGGUGCAUCACAGUCUAAAGUGGCUCCAAAUCCUUUCUUCUUUCAUGUCAACACUGAUGUGAAAGAUUUGGACAAGGAAAUGCGUCAUCUAUCCUUUGUUUUCAGAUCAGUUAAAGCUGCAAUAUGUAACUUUUUGGGUGACCCGACCAAAUUCACAUAGAAAUAGAGAUGUCAUUCUCAUUGAAAGCAAGUCUAAGAAGCAGGAUAUCUGUUCUAUGUGUGCUAUUGCUAUGCUUCCAUUUAAGUUUAGUUUUUGCGUCUUUUACUUUAAAAGUACAAUAUCUUUGGUUAUGGGAAAUAUUUCACAGCUGUUUAGAUGGUACAAUUAUUCUCUACAUUAUGCUUGUUUUGUCACAUAAAUGGAAAUUAGGCAAACUAUUAGAAUUUUAGCAACCAUGAAAUGGUGGAGCGAAUUCUGCAUAGUGCAUCUUUAAGAUGCAGGAAAAGAAAGCCCCUUUAGACUAUCCAUCCAAAUGAAUAAAAACAGUGUAGGAUGUUGUCCAUUUUUGCUUUAAAAUAUCAAGCAAACAUCAUCAACCAAGACUUUAUCUUUCCAGUAUAACUAUACUGCAGAGGAGUACCAGGCGGUCCAGAAUGCACUGCGACAGAAGCUGGGACCUGAGUACAUCAGCUCCAGGAUAGCUGGAGGGGGCCAGAAGGCAAGGCCAUGUCACACACACUUUUUUGUUGUUGACAUCCUAAUCCACCCAAGAGAAAACUAACCAAUAAGUACACACUUCAUCAUCACCCUUCACCAACUAAAACGCCUGCUUAGAACUAAAGACAGUGUUGUCCUUGUUGCAGGUGUGUUACAUCGAGGGGCACCGUGUGAUCAGCCUGGCCAAUGAGAUGUUUGGAUACAACGGCUGGUCUCACUCCAUCUCCCAGCAGAAUGUCGGUAGGAGAGCUGGAGCAUCGCUAGCUAUUCAAGAGUAUAUUUAGACACUUACUUGUGUCUUCAGUAUCUUUAGUGUAACCUUUAACCCAUACGUAAAAAUGUAUGCACACAUGACUGUAAGUCGCUUUGGAUAAAAGCGUCUGCUAAAUGGCAUAUUAAUUAAUAUUUAUUUAUUAUUUAUUUAUGACCCACUGGGUACUGUAUAUGAAUGUGUCAGUGUAAUGCACAGUCACAUCACAGUGACGGACUGUGUCUCCUCACAGACUUUGUUGACCUCAUCAAUGGGAAGUUCUACGUUGGAGUCAGUGCCUUUGUCAAAGUCCAACUCAAGGUUGGUGAUGGGCAGAGAAGUCAACCAUUUUUCAUUCAAAUCUGCAGUGCCAAUGUUGGCUCUUCCCAGUUUUGGAAGUGUGUUUCAAGGGAGGGUGCAAUGAGUUGUGUGUUGUUUGGCAAUGCGGUGCCGACAUUUGGUUAUUAGGUUUACCCAUUAAAUAGUUGGGAGCAUAUAUAGUACAUCAGUGCAUUUGGAAAGUAUUCAGACCCCAUUACUUUUUCCACAUUUUGUUAUGUUACAGCCUUAUUCUAAAAUUGAUUAAAUAGUUUUUUCCCCCCCUCAAUCUACACACAAUACCCCAUAAUGACAAAGCAAAAACUGGUUUUUAGAAAUCUUGCCCAUUCUUGCCCAUUCACCCUCUGAAAAAGGCUUAAAAAUCAUUCUUUAACCUGUCUCCUCCCCGCCAUCUACACUGAUUUGAAGUAGAUUUAACAAGUGACAUCAAUAAGGGAUCAUAGCUUUCACCUGGAUUCACCUGGUCAGUCUGUCAUAGAAAGAGCAGGAGUCCUUAAUAUUUUGCACACUCCGUGUAUAUAGUGUACAACUUUCUUAUUUUUUAAAAUACAGUUUACCCCCUUUUAGUCAGCACCUAUACAAACAUUUUUGGGUGUGUGUCAGCUCACGCUUUUGACUAUAAUAAUGUAUUUCACACACUUAUUACUAAGUGUGUUUGGUGUGCCUCUCUCCACCUAGGACGGGUCGUUCCAUGAGGACGUUGGCUAUGGGGUGAGCGAGGGACAAAAGUCCAAGGCCCUGUCACUGGAGAAGGCCAGGAAAGAGGCGGUCACUGAUGGACUGAAAAGAGCACUCAAGUACGGGGGGAGAUACUGUACACUUCAUGUAACUUACUAUUAACUACUUUUUACUGUGUGUGUGUGUUAGUGUCUGAGUUUGUUAUAGUUCUGAUAUUUGAUCCCCCGACCUUCCAGAUGUUUUGGAAACGCCCUUGGGAACUGCAUCAUGAAUAAAGAAUACCUCAUAUCCAUCAACAAGAUCCCUAAACAGGUCAGAUACUGUUCCCCUGUCAACUGUCAUUUACAUCCAUCCAUCCUUUCCAGUGUUCACUGUCUCUGUCUCUCCCAGCCUGCUCCCCCUCUGGACCCGGCCCAGACCAAGCGUUCUGACAGUGAGCCGUCAGUGGAGAAGGCCCGGUUCUCUAGCCUGGCCCGGUGUGAGGGGGCUGGGCCUGGGUCAGGGCGGGCACCACUGGAGCAGCCCAGGGCCCACCACCACCACCAGAUUCCCCCACGGGAGCACAGGGACAAUGGAGGGGGAGCCAGGACCUCUCUCUCACACACCCCUAAUUCUGCCUCUGGACCUGUUGCCCCCUCAGCUCCAUCAGACAGUGAGAACAAGCGCUGUAGUCUUGUCGUGUAAGCAACAGCAAAAUGGCUAACUCUCAGCCUAACCUUUCUUGUGUAUUGGUUUUAUUACAGGUGUGUGUCUCUAUAUUUCCUCUCUCUACCCAAACUCUUACUCUCUCCUCUGUUCCUCUUUGUCUUAUCACCCCAACUCUCUCCUCCCUCUCCUCCCUCCCCCCUCCUUCAGGUCUUUAUCAGAUGCGGAGGACCUCUCUCUCUCUGACGCCCACACAGACCCCAAGCAGCUGAGGAAGCUCAAGCAGCAGCAGCUACAGCAGAAGUUCCGCCAGGAGAUGGAGGCGAGAAAGCUCCUGCAGGGACAGGGACAACCUCUACCCCAGCUCAAGACAGAGGGCCCAGACACAGCUGUUGCACAGGCACCCAGUGGAGCUCAUGGUAAGACAAUAAGCAAGUAAGAAAAUAUAACUAUAUUUUGGAGGACCAGUGCUUGACUUGGGCAGGAGCACCAGCACCUCAAAUGUUCUACUGCUUGAGCUCCUGUUCCUUUUAUAGAAUAUUAGCUCAAAGUAUUGUAUAAAUAUAAACAGUACCGGUACCCAUUUCAGUCCAAGUCAAGCACUGUGGAAGACCAUAAAAUUAGUGUUAGCAAGAAAUGUCCAGGUUCUGUAUUAAUGCAAUAUGGCGUGUGUGUUAGUCAUGUUCUUUAAAUUAGUGAGAAUGAAUCUGUGUAUGUGAGUGUUUCUGUUAGUCUUGUACUAGUGUUGCCAUGCUCUUUUGGAAUGGGAUAUCUCUCUCCUUCCAGGUAGGUUUAGCACCCCUGACCAGGGACAGAGACCCACAAUGGCUUACAGCACCCCUAGUGGCACAAAGAACCCUGCAGCAGGGACGAGUAUCUGGCCGGUACCGUAAACAACCACCAGGGGGCUCAAGUAGAAAGAAUGGGAGCUACUCUGAAAAUGAUUCAGAUUACGCAUAUCUACAAUGCAUGCUGGUGUUGCGGAAAUCUACCUACCUAUGCUGCUAUGUUGGUGUUUUUGAUGUUACUUGUGUACCUGUAUACUGUGGCUGCUUCUAGUUGUUACUAUUGUACUAGGGACUAUAAAAUCCCCAUAGUGUGACAAUAUACUGUAUAUCCACUAAAACACUUGCCCCCCCCUCCUAGAUGACCCAGAGCUGUGGGACUUCACUCUAGACGGCAUCCAGGAGUUGGAGGCCCCAGCAGGUGGACCUUCAUCAUCAUCCUUGUUACGGCCCAGCACGCCAGGGGGGAGUCACCAAAUGCUGACCCGCAGUAAGACACCUCAGAGAGGGGCUUCACCAUCCCUACGACCCCCUGUCAGGCCCCACGAGCCCCCACCACACGGCCAAGGACAUGGGGGACACCAACCCCAGUACAGACCCCAAAAUCAGAACCAGCCCCCCAGGACAUCUGACAGGGCAGGUGAGACUGGACUGGGUAAUGAAUGAGCUGCUUUAAAAUAGUGGACAUUAUUAACCCUGCUCCUGGGGAACUACUGGGUGUGCAGCCUUUUGUUUCAGACCUACACUAACACAUCCGAUUAAUCUAAUCAACACCUUGAUUAGAUGAAUCAGGUGUUGUAGCAAUGUAAAGUACCUUCAAUUUAAACAGUUUGAGAAACAUUCUUAUUAUUGGUACAGCAUUUUCUAGAUUGUUAUUAAUUCCCUUUUCUUCUGUCACAGGUGAGGCAUUCAGUCCAUGUAGGCAAGGACAGUACUUGAAGAAACGCAAGCUGGACCCUUGAGAAAGGGCUGUUUUCACAGUCACCUAAAAGCCAUUUUACCAACAAGUCCUAAUUUUAAUUUGUUUUAUUUUAAUUGAUAUGUUGAGUAUAUGGGCAUCUCUUGUUGCUGCUAAAUGUAAAGAAAAGUUUAUAUUUUUGUAAAUAAAUAAAUCAGUGAUUCCUGUUUGCCUUUCAAAAAUCUGGAAUAUUCUCUUACAUGUAAGUGUAUCCACUUGUAACCUUUGUUCUGAAUGUAAUGUUCUAAUCACGUUCCUGAACGAUAAGAACAUUACAUACCUUCAAUGUUACAGGUCUGGGAUCCUGGCCACACACCAACCUCAUUGGCAGAAAUAAGCCUCAACUAGGCCCACUUGGUGCAUGUAAAAGAUGAAACAAUAGGAUUUCAGUUGUAUUUGUAUUUUUUACAUUUUGUACAAUGUGA